This is a messenger RNA of Vigna unguiculata (cowpea), 1482 nucleotides long. RefSeq lists its product as uncharacterized. The record is from RefSeq and is a predicted model, not a curated record. Lineage: Eukaryota; Viridiplantae; Streptophyta; Magnoliopsida; Fabales; Fabaceae.
CUUUAACCUAAAAUUCGUCUCAAUUUAUGUUGCCUGUUUUUUCCUCUCCUUUUUAAAACCUUCUUUGUGCUAUUAUUUGGGGGCACGCACAAACACACAGAGUCUACUCUUCCCUUGUCUGAGUAAUCAUUGACAACCAUAAUUGCAACUCAUUAAAGUCCCACCUUACCUAUCUCAUCAUUUUCAUUCAUCAUCUUCCUGCACAACUACAAUCUCUCCCUUUAUCAUAUCAUGGCUAUUCUCCCAUCAUCACGUGACACCCAUCACACCAACGGACCAGAUUUAAACCCAUGCCUCAACUUCAUUCCCUGUCAAUUUCAAUCCUUCACCAUUUCACUCCCCUGCUCCACCCAGCCACACGCCAAACACACCACCAUGCUUCAACACCAACACAAAUUACAUUUCUCAGCCAUUCAUCCUCAUCAUCAUUUGGAUUCGCUAUUGGACUCAAAUACUUCGCCGCAGUCAACGAAAUCGUCAACCGUGAGCUCAAUCCAGGGGAGUCCUCAAGGUUCUUCUUCUUCUUCUUCUCCUUCUUAUUAUUCUCAGGAACCAUCGCCUACGGGCCAUGAAUUUUGUUGGGAAAGCAACUAUGAUACCAUGAAGAUGUUAGAGAAGAUGAAGCUGGACGAAAGCGACAGUUCCGAAUAUCAUCCUGGUUACGUGAAUCAGAGGUUGGAGACCUCAAAUGUUGGAUUCUACUCACUCCUUCAGGAACAAAUUCGAGCUAUUCAAUCGUCUCGGAUCAGACAAGAGGAGAUUCUGUCUCGGAAACAGGACUCAACAGCAUAUGUAGGGAAAAUUCAAGGGCAGAUAUCACAGCAAUUUGAAAAGAAAGGUAAAGGAGUUAACGUUGGGUGUGAUUACGGAAGAAGGAUUCGUCCACCAUGGCAGCAGGGUCGUUCACAGCAUCAAACUGGUUCAAGAGGCUCAUCGUAUUCUGGAACUGGUGUUUUCUUGCCACGUGGAGAAACUGGUGCCCCGUUGGAGUCACGUAAGAGACCAGGUAAAGGAAGCACCACAGUUCUGAUACCGGCAAGAGUGGUGCAGGCUUUGCAAGUCCACUUUGACCAAAUGGCUGCCACGUGUGGACCUACUAAACCUCAUGGCUUCCCUCCCCUGCAGGAUGUUUUAGUGAGUACCAGUGAUGGCAUGUAUUCACUACAAAACACUCAAUCACGCAACCAACAAUCACAUAUGCAGAAUGAGAUGCUUCUGCCUCAAGAAUGGACCUAUUGAUUAUUCAAGUUUCCGCAAGUCAAGAGAAGCAAAGAAAGAUUGAAGACACUGGAUCAAUAAAUGGGAAAUUCUUCUUACAUGGAUUCAAUGACGAGUCAACAUUGAUAUAGUUUUCUCUUCUUUUAGGCUUUGCUUCUUUCUUUUAGAGAUAAGUCUGAAAGUCUGUCAUAUAGUUCUUAGUGAUCAAGAAUCAUACAGAAAUUAAAAUAUAAGAAUAAAAUAUGUAUCACAACCCACAUUCUC